AUGGGGUUGAUUCGCGUUGUCUUGUCAAUCUUCGCUUUAUGGAGUUCACUGGAUUUUCCUUCAGGAGCAGACAUUAAAUUAUCAAGCACAACCUCUGUCACAGAGUAUGGACGUAGUUAUAUCCUCCAAUGUACUGUCACGGGAAAUCUUCGGAGCCGAGAAAUGUUGUUCAGUCGUAAUACUGUAGAUAUUUGUAAACGACGUGUGUUCAAGACUGACGGUACGAUGUUGUGCGAGACCUACAACAACACAUUAUCAUCGUAUCAGUGUCUCUGUGUUGGGUAUUACAGCGAUGUGUCAGUUUACAGAAUAACGAUACGGUCAUUUAAGGAAGUCGACGCAACUGUGUGGUGGUGUGCUGCAAUCGAUGAAACAAAACCGAAUGUCCUAAGUAACUUUGUCUACCUCUUCUAUGUUACUCUUUCUGGAAAUGUGACAGAAUUCGAUGCUGAUGGUGUGAACUCAAUUACUUUUACUUGCGAAACAAGCAACAUAACGGGAAGUGUUACCUUUGAGUGGAUAAAUAAAACAAUUGAAGGAUCUACAUAUAUUGAAAACAACCUGAUUGUAUCUAAACAUGGCAGCACAUACCGACAAGAGCUUAAACUUAUUCCACACUGGUAUCAACAUCAAAACAGAAUUGCCUGUAAAGUCGUUGAUGUAAGCACCAACAUAACAGCAAUGACACAUUCUGAAGUUUUGGAUUUGAUAUAUCCUCCACUGACAAGUCCUGUCAUGAAGCAGGUAACGAAUCCAAAGACACCUCUCAGUUCAGAAAUUACAAUCCAGGAAGGCGCCAUGUUGAACUUGUCGUGUGAAGUGACUGGAGGAAAACCGCGUGUGUUAACCGUUACAAUACGAUGUGAUGGUAUUAAUCCCAGUACAUUUUAUACGGUGGUCGGAGAUCGUGUUACAGGUUAUCUCUCGUUAACCGUGUGGAGGAACCUCCACAACCACACCUGUCAGUGUUCAGCUACACACAAGACAGGCCGAUAUCAUCUAACUACGAGUGUCACCAUUCUCGUUAACUAUGCCCAAGGUGUGACAGUACGACAUGAGUUUAACUCAAGUAACAAGAUCCUAAAGUUGAUAUGUGAAGCAGAAGGACGUCCAGACAACUACAGCUUCUCUCCAUUGACUCACUUCUGGGGCGAGUACAGAAUCAGAGAGUUACCAGGGCAACGCGUAUCGCCUAAUAAGUACGUCUUGACUGUUCGAAACGUGACAUACGCUGACUCGGGGAAGUACCAGUGUGGUGUCAGUAAUGGAGUUGAAGGACUGAACAAGGUCAAAAUUCAAACUAAUUUUACGUCAAUAGAAAUUGGUGGAAAACCCAUUUUGGGUGAUAUGGAACAGAACCCGACGGUGUUAGCUGUCCUUGGUAAAACUAUUGUUGUGGAGAGAAAGAUAUUCAGUAAAUCCAAUAUUACUCGCCACACGUGGACAAACGGACGGGGUCAGAAGUUACUAGGUCAACUUUCUACCAUAGAAGUGACGUUAAAUAUCUACAAUAUUACAGUUAAAGAUAUCGGAUACUCAAUCAGUUUGGAGAUUCCUAAAUUAACUAAAGAUGACCAAGGACUUUACACUCUGAAUAUCUGUAACAGCUUUGGAUGCGGCCAUUUUUACACAACUUUAAAAAUAGCAAUUGCAGAACUUGUCGAUGGUUCGACUUCUGACUCGGUACUGGUAGCAGCUGUUUCGGGUGUCACAGUAGUUGUCAUUCUGGUGGUCAUCAUUGUCGUGGCCAUCGUCAUAGUCAGAAAGAGGAGGAAUUCAACAAAAAACAAACAUUCCCAGGAUGAUGAUCAUGGUUAUAUGAACCAGGACAACAACCAACAGGUUGAUGGUCCGACUGUGGAAUAUGUGAACACUGUGAACGAUGUGAACAAUGUAUAUGAUGUGAACACUGUGAACAUAAAUACUGAGGAGCCCCAUGUUUAUCAAACUCUGAACAACUGA
This is a messenger RNA of Gigantopelta aegis, 1962 nucleotides long. RefSeq lists its product as uncharacterized. The coding region runs from base 1 to 1962 and encodes 653 amino acids. Lineage: Eukaryota; Metazoa; Mollusca; Gastropoda; Neomphalida; Peltospiridae. The transcript is spliced from 9 exons. The record is from RefSeq and is a predicted model, not a curated record.